CUAAAUACAGCCUGCAAAUUUUCGCGGCCUUUUCAUUUCGCUUGAAAAAGUAAAAAUAUACAACUACUACCGUUUUUAGUUUGAAAUUAAGAACAACCUUGAUUUGUAGGACGAAACAACUUUAAUACGUUUUAAAAGUUUUUGUGAAGUGAUGUGAAACUUAAAUUUUAGUUACAAAUUAGUUUGCCAGUUUUAUGUUCUACAUAGAAAGAGAGAUAAAGAACAAUAUUUUCAUUAACUUCUAAACAUCGACCAUGAACUUCAUCCAAGAUCUAACCUAGUUUAAAAUGCAAUGUUCUAAAUCAGCAUACAAAGUUGGGCCAUUCAGCACUGAAACGAUGUAAUAAAUCUACUGAUAUGAAUAAUAUCUCAUCGCCACCGUUCCAAGAUCUCAAAUGUAGCAUCGUCAACGGAAACAGCUGUUCAAACGAAAUAAUAUCGGGAUUUGAAUGCUCAAGAAAUGCAAGCACCCUUUACACUUGUAACCUCAACUUGGAUAUACAAAAUGAAACUUCGUACACUUGUACUAAAUGUCAUAAUUAUACCCUGGAUUAUGAUGGCAACUAUUCUUCAUGUGAUUUUAGCUUCAAACUGAAUUUAGUGCAUGCAGUGUUUGAAAAUGCGCUGAAAAGUAUUUGGUUAAAAUUGCCAGAGGACAGUGUUUGUGAAUGGGACUUGAACUGCUUUCAAGAUUUCUCGAGGACGUUUCUUGUUGACGUUUUUAAUGAAACAAGCGGUGUUAGUGUUAAUGAUAGUUUUCAAUGUAAAUGGAAUAGUGGCUAUGGGACAAGUAAUAUAACUAGUGCUAGGAAAAACUAUGAUUGGAGUUUCUUGUUUGUGAUAUUGUUUAUAGUAGCGGGUGGAGUGGGCAAUAUUUUAGUGUGCUUGGCAGUGUGUUUGGACAAGAGACUACAGAAUGUCACUAAUUACUUUCUGUUGUCUCUGGCGAUCGCGGAUCUAUUAGUUAGCUUGUUUGUGAUGCCGAUGGGCGCUAUCCCUGGAUUUUUAGGGUACUGGCCCCUGGGUGUAAUGUGGUGCAAUGUGUAUGUUACGUGCGAUGUACUCGCAUGCUCAGCGAGCAUCAUGCAUAUGUGUUUCAUCAGUAUCGGCAGAUACUUGGGUAUAAGAAACCCUUUGAAAAGCCGCCAUCAUUCCACAAAGAGAGUAGUUGUGAUCAAGAUCGCUCUGGUGUGGCUUCUCAGUAUGGUAGUCUCUAGUUCUAUUACUGUAUUGGGUCUCAUAAACAAAGGGAACAUCAUGCCAACCCCCGAGCUGUGUGUCAUAAACAACAGAUUGUUUUGGAUAUUUGGUUCAUUGGUGGCCUUUUAUAUUCCGAUGUUGACGAUGGUGGUGUCAUUUGCUUUAACUGUUCAACUGCUCAAGCGACAAGCUAUAUUGGCUGCUACGCCUGUACCGGGAGGUACUCAGAGAAGGCAAUGCGGCGCAUUCGAUAAUAAUUCAACAUCGACAGUACGACGUCUGAAUACCAGAAGCUCACCAGACCUCUCACCGGGGUCGACUGUUGGCAGACAAAUGACAUGGCGUGUAACAUCAGUCACCAGGUCACAACGUAACAAGAUUGGCAUGAGCGUGUCCCACCCACAACUAAGCUACAUGAAUGGAUGUGGCAACGGCAUGAAUUCUGGUACAAUGAAGAGCCACGACGUCGGAACUCAGACACCAGACAACAUAUCUGCAGAGACGAGAAGAGCCAAGAUGAACCCUCUAAAGAUAAGUCUUGCAGCGCCAAAUGCAUUAACUUUGAGGUUUCUUAAGAAUCGCAAGAAAGGAAGAUCUUUAUCUGCGAACGCGGUUGCUAACGAACAGAAAGCCACCAAAGUUCUAGGACUUGUCUUCUUCACCUUCGUGCUGUGCUGGGCGCCAUUUUUUCUACUCAAUAUAUUGUUUGCUUCAUGCCCGGCCUGUAUUGUACCAGAGCACGUAGUCGACGUUUGUUUGUGGCUGGGAUAUAUGUCAUCCACCAUCAACCCAAUCAUUUAUACUAUCUUCAAUAGAACAUUUCGGGCAGCUUUCUUACGUCUGCUGAGAUGUCGUUGUAGUCGGCGAGGUAAAUGUACGCGCUACCACUCGGUCGGGUCGGCACGAGGAGCUUCACAGCUGUGCGCCAGGUCAGCUUUGCCCCUCGCCAUCUCACUGCGCCCGUCCGGCAUGCUAGCGGCGACGGCCACGCACGAAACUGCCGAAACCGAACUCAUUGAUACACCGCUACGAGAUUUCAACAAUCGAUACUAGAUUUUAAAUGUUUUCUCAGUACCUGUAAAUUUAAGAUCAUUGUAAACCAAAAAUAUAAAUGUUGUACAUAGCAUUAUUACUAUUAAAUUAACUAAUUAUCAUAUACAAUGAGAUGAAAUUAUAUCAGUUAUGUAAUUACUCAAACAUUUUAAAAAUUUAGUAAUAAGUUUUAAAAUACAAUUUUACAGUAAAGUGAUCUCAGCACGUUCGAGAAUUAUUAUUCCACGCCAUCUGCAUCAAACAAUAUUAAGCAAAGUGAUUAAAACGACACUCCAUCCUUUUUAAAUUUGGAUAUGCUGUUAUUUGAAUAGUUUUUCACUGAACAGUUUGUCAUUGCGAGGCUUCGUAUUCAAAGUGCGGUCAAAACACGACUGUACGAAAACUCUGCCUAAUAGACGUGUAGUCUGAGUUUUGCUUCUGAAAAAUUUUAAGUGUGUUUGUGUCUUGUUUGUUAUACGUCUAUGAUUCUUUUAUAAUAUUUUAUAAUCCCCGCAGCUUGAGAAAGGGAUAGGCAGCUUCAGACAUCAUAAGAACGUCAUAAAAGUACGCAGACAGAUAAUGACAAGGCUGCCAUCAUUUUCCAAAUAGAGAGAGUGGUGGGGGGUAAACAACGUUAUUUAACUACCUACCCACUAAAAAAGAACUGGUUUAUCAGAUACCAUUAGGUAUAACGUACUGAACGCAUUCAUAAGGAAAAAAUACAAUUCGUUGAAAUUUUUUAUUUAAAUCACAAUUACUUUUAUUUAUAAAUCACUAUUACCACGUGCUUCGCGUACCCUGCCACCAGUAGUAUUCCUUAAUUGAUACAUUUUAAAGUAUAUUUUCCAUAGUUUUAGGAAGGUUUGAGACAAAUUUAAACUACUAACUAACUACAUAUUUACGAUUUGUUAACUGUUCCACAUAGUCCGAACUUCUUUUUGGUAAUGAAAAAGAAGUGAUAUAUUUAUAUUUGUGUGAAUUACUUAAAAUAAAGUAUUUAUAUUUACUAUAUAUGUUUAUCAAUGUAUGUAAUAUAACUAGCGCGCGAAGUUGUGAUUCUAGUAGUAUGUACUAUCCCCUUAAAGUCACUGUAGUAACGUAUUGAAGUAUCAAUGUGGUUAUAAUUUUAUUUGUAGUAUAUCGUGUGAAGUAGUAAUGUGCAAGCAUUAUAGUGUGUCCGUUUGAAGGGCACCGUAGCUAGUGAAUUUCGGGCUAAUGAAACUAAAGGUCGGACCGCAUUAGAGCGGCGAAUCAAUUCACGUUGCUCGACAGCACUUUUCGCUUACAACUGCAAUUACUGGCAUCUUGUGCCAUUUCUAUACCAGAAGGCCUAGCAUCAAAUUUAAAUUAGCGAUUCAAUUCCGAUGCAGUUCAGUUAAGCUACCUAAAGUGAAUCGUUCGUACCAUGAAGUGCCUAUAACUUAUAGAGAUGACGAUAUACAGUCGUUGCAUAAGUCUGUCUCUUUUACUCGAAUCGUAUGCGUUGCGUUUCGAAACCUAUAAUGAUAUUAUAUAUAUUUGAAUUACAAAUUAAAGGUUUGCUUAGCUGAUUUGUAAAAAUAAACAACAUGAUACACUUUCCGCUAAGAAAGUAGCAACGAUCUAAAACAAUUUGCGAUUCAAUUUCCAAAUUGAUUUGACGUCAACCUAAAUUGUAUAGCUGUAAUGACAUCGUGGUGUAAAAUAGCAAAGCAGUUCAUUUUAGGUCGUCAAUUGAAUCGAACAGUUAAUUGUUGCAACGUUACAAGAGUAGCAAUAGUGACGAGGAUAAAUCCUUCAAAUCCAAAGUAAUUAUUUCUUUGUUGUGUGCAGAAAAAUAACAAAUUAUGAAGAAAUAGAUUGCCAGGGUCACACUUUGAAGGCGAAUAUCAAUAUUUGUUUCCUCGCCUUCUUAAGGACUCUGCACGAUUUCACACUUACUUCAGAAUGUCGGAGACAAAAUUCUUUAAACUUAACAAUUACAAAUACAAUUACUUAACACUUACAAAUACGCAUACUAAAGCAAAGCACUGUUUUCUAUGACGCACUGAGCAGCGGGUCGCGGCGCUGCACUUUAAAAUAUUCUCUCAGAAGUAACUCUGCCGCGACGCUCAUCAACGCACAGUGCAGCACCGCUCCAGUGCGAUAUGCACCAUACGAAAUGAUUGCAAUAAUAUUUCGAUGAUUUGUACCGCUGUGUGCAGUACUGCGCAGCGCCGCUGUAAUGGGUUCCGGCCUUUAACAUCUUAUGUAUCAAAGUGAUCAGCGCAAUUGCAAUCUCGCUCCUGAAGAAUCCUGAGCGACACUGCAUUGUGAUGAGCAGGGUCAUACAUCUCGUCAAAUUCUCAUAAGAAAAGUAUGUAUAAUUACUAUUACAUCGGAGGUUGUAAAAUCUAGAGCUUUUAAUUACAUAUAAAUCUGUG
Leptidea sinapis is the source of this 4634-nucleotide messenger RNA. RefSeq names its product 5-hydroxytryptamine receptor 2A-like (gene 5-HT2A). Lineage: Eukaryota; Metazoa; Arthropoda; Insecta; Lepidoptera; Pieridae. Bases 358 to 2253 code for a protein of 631 amino acids. Gene Ontology annotation, molecular function: neurotransmitter receptor activity; G protein-coupled serotonin receptor activity; serotonin binding. The transcript is spliced from 10 exons. Gene Ontology annotation, biological process: G protein-coupled receptor signaling pathway, coupled to cyclic nucleotide second messenger; chemical synaptic transmission; serotonin receptor signaling pathway. The record is from RefSeq and is a predicted model, not a curated record. Gene Ontology annotation, cellular component: membrane; dendrite.